Messenger RNA from Eimeria acervulina, 840 nucleotides. RefSeq names its product PAN domain-containing protein, putative. Gene Ontology annotation, cellular component: extracellular region. The record is from RefSeq and is a predicted model, not a curated record. The annotation marks the transcript as partial. Gene Ontology annotation, biological process: proteolysis. Gene Ontology annotation, molecular function: protein binding. NCBI's taxonomy places the organism in Eukaryota, Apicomplexa, Conoidasida, Eucoccidiorida, Eimeriidae. The transcript has a single exon.
AUGGGCCAUUCAAGUGUGUUGCUUGCCCUGGGGGCCCUCUGGGGGGGGGCCCUUAUAGGGCCUCCUUCUGUAGCUGCUGCUGCAGCACAUGCAGGUGUCUCCUCAUCUCGCUCAAUGGAAUGCUUCGAAUACGGCUAUGACUACUAUGGGUACGACAUGCAAGAAGUACCGAGUGUUGUUUCUCCUAGCGCAUGCAUGGAGGAGUGCCUACAAAAUAAAGGCUGUGGCUUCUGGAGUUAUAAUACCUUUACUCGUACUUGUUAUUUAAAGUCAUUAGGGGCUAUAUUAGAAAGGAGAUCGUCUCCUGGGAUCGUCUCCGGUCCCCGUCAAUGCGGUUUUUCUUCUUCUUGUCUAGAGGUGGGGGUAGACCUCUAUGGCUAUGAUAUAGAAGCGAUUGAAGGCCGAUAUAUUAUGAACCCUCUAGACUGUCAGCGUCUUUGUGAAGGCAACCCUCAGUGCGCUUUCUUUAGCUGGAAGUAUUCAACGCAUGCAUGCUACCUAAAGAGCGCUCCAGCAAUCUUAAAUCGUAGAGAAGACCCAGAUGUUACUUCAGGGCCUCGUUCUUGUGUGGGGUCUGGGGUGUCUCCUCCCUCCGCUAAUGAUUAUCCUGCACCCUUCGAUCCCUCAACAGCUCCUCCUUCUUGCGUCCUUGCAGGGGUAGAUUAUAGAGGCAACAACAUUAAGACAGCAAAAGCAAGGUCUUCUGCUGCCUGUCAAAUGCUCUGUCUUAAGCAAAGAGAUUGCGAGUAUUGGACGUGGAGCUCUCAUACACAUAUUUGCUCUUUAAAGAAUGCAGAGGCCCCUAAUGGCCGUACAGAGGGUCGGCAUACACUCGAUAAG